This is a messenger RNA of Colletotrichum abscissum, 1131 nucleotides long. Its product is annotated as transcription factor IIA. The transcript has a single exon. Lineage: Eukaryota; Fungi; Ascomycota; Sordariomycetes; Glomerellales; Glomerellaceae. Gene Ontology annotation, biological process: transcription by RNA polymerase II; transcription initiation at RNA polymerase II promoter. The record is from RefSeq and is a predicted model, not a curated record. The coding region runs from base 1 to 1131 and encodes 376 amino acids. Gene Ontology annotation, cellular component: transcription factor TFIIA complex.
AUGUCUAACAACGCGGUGGGUAACGUCUACUCACAGAUCAUCGAUGAGGUGAUAAAUUCUUCUCGGGUCGAUUUCGAGGAGGGUGGUGUUGAUGAGAGCGUGCUCGAAGAGUUGAAGAAGGGAUGGCAGGAAAAACUCACUCAACUCGAGGUCGCGGCGUUUCCAUGGGACCCCGUCAAGGAAGCUCCAGCUCCUCCUGCACCACCUCCGACUACGGCCGCACCCCCGCCUGCGGCUCCAUACUCUCAGGCCCAGCUCAGUCCGCAACUCCCAGUACCUGGUCUACCUCUGCCUGGCGGAAACCCGGCUCAACAGGCCAGUAACAUGCCUGUAAAGGAGGAGCCUUACAUCAAGCCGGAGCCUGGCAUGCAGAAUGUGCCGAUGCCGCCAUCUCAACAAGAUAGCGCUGGACUUGCAGCUUACCGAGCCGCUCAACAUGUGCGCGGUCAGUUUGGCGAGAAAGGCGCCGCCUCCAUGAACGCCAUACAAGCCUCGGCGACCAAUAGGCCUGCCAACCAACCGCCUCUGCCCCAGAUGCCCGGCCAGCCUCAGCAGCAGCAGCAACAGCAGUAUCGCCCGGGAGUUCCUCAACAGGGUCAGCCUCAGCAGCGUCCACCUAGCAAUGGUCAGCCAGGUGUGAAUCCCUCGCAGACCGACGGUGCUGGUGACGACUUCGACUUUGAAGGUGUUCUGCUCCAACGCAACCCUGAUGGGUCUCAACGCGAGAUUGGACGUGUUGAUAUUGAUCGCAUGAUCCACGCGCGGAUUGCUGCCAAUGCCAAGAGCAUGGAGGGCGGCGGCUUGAUGCUGCCUCUUAAGGAAGCCACGAGGCAUUCGUCGGCUGCCACGGCGCGAUCCAAGGGCAAGGAACAUGGUGGAAUUGCCGGUUACGAUGGUUAUGAUGAUGACGAAGUUGACGAAGACGCAAUCAACUCAGAUCUUGACGACCCUGAUGAAGACAAGGAUGACGACGAGGUCGACGAUGAGGGUCUUGGACAUAUCAUGCUCUGCAUGUACGACAAGGUCCAGCGCGUCAAGAACAAGUGGAAGUGCGUCCUCAAGGAUGGUGUUCUCACCGUCAACGGCAAGGAGUACGUCUUCCACAAGGCCACUGGCGAGUACGAGUGGUAA